AUGAAUUUUGGUAACCAGACGCCAACGAUUGUUGUAUUGAAGGAAGGAACAGAUGCUUCUCAAGGUAGAGGUCAGAUCAUCUCAAACAUCAAUGCUUGUAUUGCAGUUCAAGAGGCACUAAAGCCAACAUUGGGUCCACUUGGUUCCGAUAUCUUAAUUGUCUCCUCAAAUCAAAAGACCACAAUUUCCAACGAUGGUGCUACUAUCCUGAAAUUACUUGAUGUUGUGCAUCCUGCCGCUAAGACCUUAGUGGAUAUCUCUCGUGCCCAGGAUGCUGAAGUCGGUGAUGGUACCACAAGUGUUACUAUUUUGGCUGGUGAGCUAAUGAAAGAAGCCAAACCAUUCUUAGAAGAAGGCAUUUCAACUCAUCUGAUUAUGAAGGGCUAUAGAACAGCUGUAAAAUUAGCCACCGAUAAAAUAAAAGAACUGGCAGUGGAUAUAGGAUCUGAUGGUGAAGUUAACAGGGAACUUCUGGAACGUUGUGCAAAGACCGCCAUGACCUCUAAGCUAAUUUACAAGAAUGCUGAUUUCUUUGUGAAGAUGUGUGUUGAUGCAGUUCUUUCUCUAGAUAGAGACGAAUUAAAUGAUAAACUAAUUGGUAUCAAGAAGAUUGCUGGUGGUGCCAUGGAAGACUCUAUUUUUGUUGACGGUGUAGCUUUCAAAAAGACAUUCUCCUACGCUGGUUUCGAACAACAACCAAAGAAAUUUAACAACCCAAAAAUUUUAAGUUUGAAUGUAGAAUUGGAACUGAAAGCUGAAAAAGACAACGCCGAAGUCCGUGUUGAACAUGUGGAGGACUAUCAAUCUAUAGUUGAUGCCGAAUGGCAGUUAAUAUUGGAUAAACUAAAGCAAAUCGAGGAUACCGGAGCGAACAUUGUGCUUUCAAAGCUUCCUAUUGGUGAUUUAGCCACUCAAUAUUUUGCUGACAGAAAUAUCUUUUGUGCAGGUAGAGUAGGUGCGGACGAUAUGAACCGUGUUAUUCAAGCAGUAGGCGGUGCCAUUCAAUCAACGACAAAUGAUAUACAUGAUGAACACCUGGGUACUUGUGAAGUAUUUGAAGAAAUUCAGAUUGGUUCCGAACGUUACAACCUAUUUAAAGGUUGUCCAAAUGCUAAAACAAGCACUUUACUGUUAAGAGGUGGUGCAGAACAAGUAAUUGCUGAAGUAGAAAGAUCCUUACAUGAUGCCAUAAUGAUUGUAAAGAGAGCUCUACAGAAUAAAAUGGUUGUUGCAGGUGGUGGUGCAAUUGAAAUGGAAAUAUCCAAAUACCUAAGAGACUACUCAAAAACAAUUGCCGGUAAACAACAAUUAAUUAUACAUGCAUUUGCAAAGGCCUUGGAAGUUAUUCCAAGACAACUAUGUGAGAACGCUGGUUUUGACGCCGUUGAACUACUUAAUAAACUAAGACUUGCUCACAGUAAGGGCGAGAAAUGGUUUGGUAUUGAUUUUGAGAAUGAAAAUGUGGGUGAUAAUUUUGCCAAAUUUGUAUGGGAGCCAGCUUUGGUUAAGAUAAAUGCUCUAAGCAGUGCGACUGAAGCCACAAACUUAAUUCUAUCGGUCGAUGAGACUAUCAAAAACAAAGAAAGUCAGGGCGCAAAUGCCGGUAUGCCUGCUCCAGCUGGAAGGGGUCGUGGCAUGCCUAUGGGCAUGUGA
Molecule: messenger RNA, 1653 nt
Organism: Nakaseomyces glabratus
Lineage: Eukaryota; Fungi; Ascomycota; Saccharomycetes; Saccharomycetales; Saccharomycetaceae
Gene: CCT7
Product: chaperonin-containing T-complex subunit CCT7
Biological process (GO): protein folding
Cellular component (GO): chaperonin-containing T-complex
Molecular function (GO): ATP-dependent protein folding chaperone; ATP binding; ATP hydrolysis activity
Source: RefSeq, a predicted model, not a curated record